Haemonchus placei is the source of this 450-nucleotide messenger RNA. NCBI's taxonomy places the organism in Eukaryota, Metazoa, Nematoda, Chromadorea, Rhabditida, Trichostrongylidae. The record is from the annotation of a GenBank genome assembly.
AUGGGAAGCAAUAGACUUGCACUGAUUGGGAACGUCGGGCAGCCAGAAGAUUGGGGAAAUCCAAAAGCUUUGAAUAUACUCGAUCUCUACCGGAAGUCGAUCAGUCUACUUGAUCGUUCACACGAAAUGAUGUCGGUAAUAAACCAACUGCAACCAGUCAGUCGAGAAAAAUGGACUGGCACAGUUCGGGAGACGACGAAUAGCAUCGAAACUCUAGUCAGCAACGUCCGUCGGAGCAGCGACUUCGAAUUUGAACUUGACAGAGCAUUGGUCUGCUAUCAACAAUGUGUACAACGUGUCGAUCAUACAAUAGCUCAGUUGAAAAAACAAUUAGCUGCCGAUGAACAGCAAAAACUGCUCGAACUAGAGCGCAAACGUCGUGAGGAAGAGGAAGAAGCUGCCCGACAGCGUGCCGAGGAGGAACGUCUUGAACAAGAGAGAUUGCAGUAA